Colletotrichum truncatum is the source of this 879-nucleotide messenger RNA. RefSeq lists its product as uncharacterized. The record is from RefSeq and is a predicted model, not a curated record. Lineage: Eukaryota; Fungi; Ascomycota; Sordariomycetes; Glomerellales; Glomerellaceae.
AUGCUGGCAAGCUUGACAACCAAGAUCGCCCUGAAGAAGGUGGGCCUGAACAGCAAGUCCUUCGACUUCAGCGGUGGGUCGACCGAUUCGAAGAGCAAGAGCAGCGGCAGCAAUGCCGGGCUUGACGAAACCGAGAACACCAAUGGAGGGUGGCCGGCGUGGAUGUCGAUGAAGUCACUACCCAUCACCGUCGCCCCGUGGUUCUCCCCGCCCCCGCCGCCGGUACCCGUCGCCGAACCGCCAAAGAUCGGCGAUCUGGCUCCGUUAGACCGGGACAGAAAACUCGAGUUCGGCCGGGGGAAGCCCGUCCUCGUCGUCUUUCUGCGAUGUGUCGGUUGUGCAUUUGCGCAAAAGACCUUCCUCGCAUUGCGUGCGCUGGCGAAUAAGCACGCCAACAACUUGACCUGCAUAGCUGUGUCCCACUCAUCCCCCGCCGCGACGCAGAAGUGGAUCGACCUUCUCGGCGGCGCCUGGAACGUCCAGGUCGUCAUCGACGAGGACCGCGCAAUCUAUGCCGCCUGGGGCCUGGGGCUGGGGUCGGUUUGGUAUGUCUUCAACCCGACGAGCCAGGUGCAGGGGUGGAAGGAGAAGGGCUGGUUGGGAGAGAAGGUUGCCGGAGCGAUACAGCGGACGGGAACGGGCGGUCCGUCCGCGUCUGGUGCAACCCCGGGGCAACUCCAGAGGAAAGGGACCGCGGCCGUGGGGGAGCAGCCCGCGCCUGAGGAGGUGGAGGGUCCCAGCAACGUCAUGGGCAACAAGUGGCAGACUGCCGGGGCGUUCGCGGUCGACGGGCGCGGCACUGUCAUCUGGGGAGGCAAGGCUCUGAGAGCAGACGACCCUAUGGAUUUGGACGCCGGCUGCGCCGCCCUGGGAUUGUGA